Molecule: messenger RNA, 3566 nt
Organism: Phacochoerus africanus (Common warthog)
Lineage: Eukaryota; Metazoa; Chordata; Mammalia; Artiodactyla; Suidae
Gene: NLGN1
Product: neuroligin 1
Exons: 6
Coding region: 757-3228 (823 amino acids)
Biological process (GO): neuron cell-cell adhesion; postsynaptic membrane assembly; modulation of chemical synaptic transmission
Cellular component (GO): cell surface; postsynaptic specialization membrane; synapse
Molecular function (GO): neurexin family protein binding; signaling receptor activity
Source: RefSeq, a predicted model, not a curated record
UCUGAUUGCAGCUGAAAGAAGUAACGUUGUUUGAUCAUUUGUAUUUCUUGCCUGAUGGUCGGAUUUACGUGGAAGUGGUUUUGGGUCCCAAGGAUUCUGGAUCGUGGUUGCAUCUGGAGAGAAAAAAGGAUCAAUCGACACGUUUUGGAAGUGUCUGUGGGUGAAUAAAAAAGGGGGGGGGCGCAAAACUGGGAUUGCGGCUGUUUAAAGAAGAAAAAAAAAAUAAAGGACGCAUCUUGAAUUCUGAAACAAGAAUUACCGGGUGCUGAAGAUUUCAAAAAAAAAAAAAAAAAAAAGCGUCUAGGAACUGGUAAAUACUUUGAGCAAUUCAGCUUGAAUUUGACGGCGAAGUGUUGUAGAAACUGUCUCCUUGAAUAUUGGAAGGGGACUGGGGGAAGAUGAGGGGGCCCCCUCUGUGGAUUUAUCUUACUGAGGGAUAUAGACCUGCAGCUAACUGGAUUUGAUUUAUAAGAGGGAAAUAUACAGUCAAUGGCCACUCUUCUCACAUUGGUACUAUGGAAAACAGAAUCGUCAAUAGGACAUGGUCUGAUAAAUAGUGAUGAUUGAAGAUUCUGCUUCAAUACAUGUGAAAUCAAUGGGAGAUACAGGCUGCAUGAAGAGCUUUCUGAGCUUUUCUUGACAAGCUCAUCUUUAAGAAAUCGGAAGUAUAUUCUACCAUUUAUACGGCUUUUCUCAAGUGGAUACAAAUACUUUUGCCUCACUGUAACCAGACAACUAUACAACUAAUGUGGGACCAUGGCACUGCCCAGAUGCACGUGGCCAAAUUAUGUUUGGAGAGCAGUAAUGGCAUGCUUGGUACACAGGGGAUUGGGUGCCUCAUUGACUCUUUGUGUGUUGGGCUGUUUGCUUCAGGCUGCUCAUGUGCUCUCACAAAAAUUGGAUGAUGCAGAUCCACUGGUGACUACCAACUUUGGCAAGAUAAGAGGGAUUAAGAAAGAACUCAAUAAUGAAAUUUUGGGUCCUGUUAUUCAGUUUCUUGGGGUUCCAUAUGCAGCCCCACCAACAGGAGAACAUCGUUUUCAGCCUCCAGAACCACCAUCUCCCUGGUCAGAUGUCAGGAACGCUACUCAGUUUGCUCCUGUGUGUCCGCAGAAUAUCAUCGAUGGCAGAUUGCCAGAAGUCAUGCUUCCUGUGUGGUUUACUAAUAACUUGGAUGUGGUUUCAUCAUAUGUACAAGACCAGAGUGAGGACUGCCUGUAUUUAAACAUAUAUGUCCCAACUGAGGAUGAUAUUCGGGACAGUGGAGGUCCCAAACCAGUGAUGGUGUAUAUCCAUGGUGGCUCAUAUAUGGAAGGGACUGGAAAUUUAUAUGAUGGGAGUGUCUUGGCAAGUUAUGGGAAUGUGAUCGUCAUCACAGUCAACUACCGACUUGGGGUACUUGGUUUCUUGAGCACAGGGGAUCAGGCUGCAAAAGGAAACUAUGGACUCCUUGAUCUCAUACAGGCUUUAAGAUGGACUAGUGAGAAUAUUGGAUUCUUUGGUGGUGACCCCUUAAGAAUCACUGUUUUUGGAUCUGGCGCUGGGGGUUCAUGUGUCAAUCUGCUGACUUUAUCCCAUUAUUCUGAAGGUAACCGUUGGAGCAAUUCAACCAAAGGACUUUUUCAACGAGCAAUAGCUCAAAGUGGAACAGCCCUUUCCAGCUGGGCUGUUAGUUUCCAACCUGCAAAAUAUGCUAGGAUGCUGGCCACAAAAGUUGGUUGCAAUGUUUCAGAUACAGUAGAGUUAGUGGAAUGCCUACAGAAGAAGCCUUACAAAGAACUUGUUGACCAAGAUAUUCAACCAGCAAGAUACCACAUAGCCUUUGGACCUGUCAUUGAUGGUGAUGUAAUACCAGAUGACCCUCAGAUAUUGAUGGAGCAAGGAGAGUUUCUCAACUAUGAUAUAAUGUUAGGGGUUAACCAAGGGGAAGGGUUAAAAUUUGUUGAAAAUAUAGUAGAUAGUGAUGAUGGUAUAUCUGCUAGUGAUUUUGACUUUGCUGUUUCCAAUUUUGUUGAUAAUUUAUAUGGAUAUCCUGAAGGUAAAGAUGUUUUGAGAGAAACCAUUAAAUUCAUGUAUACUGACUGGGCUGACCGUCAUAACCCUGAAACCAGAAGGAAGACAUUACUGGCUUUGUUUACAGAUCAUCAGUGGGUGGCACCAGCUGUAGCUACAGCAGAUCUUCACUCAAACUUUGGUUCACCCACAUAUUUCUAUGCCUUUUACCAUCAUUGCCAAACAGAUCAGGUUCCAGCUUGGGCUGAUGCAGCUCAUGGAGAUGAGGUUCCCUACGUGCUAGGAAUCCCCAUGAUUGGACCUACAGAGUUAUUUCCUUGCAAUUUCUCCAAAAAUGAUGUGAUGCUGAGUGCAGUCGUAAUGACAUACUGGACAAAUUUUGCUAAAACUGGCGACCCAAAUCAACCAGUCCCUCAAGACACAAAAUUCAUCCAUACCAAACCCAACCGUUUUGAAGAAGUAGCAUGGACCAGAUAUUCCCAGAAAGACCAACUUUAUCUUCAUAUUGGAUUAAAACCAAGAGUUAAAGAACAUUACAGAGCCAACAAGGUGAACCUCUGGUUGGAGCUGGUACCUCAUCUGCAUAAUCUCAAUGACAUUUCUCAGUAUACCUCGACAACAACUAAAGUGCCAUCAACUGACAUCACUUUCAGACCUACGAGAAAAAAUUCUGUACCUGUCACAUCAGCCUUUCCCACUGCCAAGCAGGAUGAUCCCAAACAACAACCAAGUCCAUUUUCAGUGGAUCAAAGGGACUACUCAACAGAGCUGAGUGUCACUAUUGCAGUUGGAGCUUCACUGCUCUUUCUGAACAUCUUGGCCUUUGCAGCCCUGUACUACAAAAAGGAUAAGAGGAGACAUGACGUUCACAGGAGAUGUAGCCCUCAGCGCACGACUACUAAUGAUCUGACCCACGCACAAGAAGAGGAGAUCAUGUCCCUCCAAAUGAAGCACACUGAUUUGGAUCAUGAAUGUGAGUCCAUCCAUCCACAUGAGGUGGUUCUUCGGACCGCCUGCCCCCCAGAUUACACACUAGCUAUGAGGAGGUCACCUGAUGAUGUUCCCUUAAUGACACCCAACACCAUUACAAUGAUUCCCAACACUAUACCAGGGAUUCAACCCUUACACACAUUCAAUACAUUUACUGGAGGACAGAACAAUACUCUGCCCCAUCCCCACCCCCACCCCCAUUCACAUUCAACAACCAGGGUAUAGCCAGAUAAGAGAAACAAACUCUAUUUUUUUGAUGGAUUGCAGUAAAAGAUUACUGAAGAUUCCUUGGCUUUCAACCUACAAGACUCUUACUAUUUAAAUAAGGAGGAAUAUUAUGUGAAUAUACAUAUCAAGUACUUUGGGGGUUUUGGAAAAAAAAUGAAUUGUACAUAUAUACACAAAUCAACUUUAAAAAUGAAUUUCAAUUGCUUGAAGCAAUUGUUCUGAAUGAUACUUUUUCAUUCACAUUCAAGAAUUAAUUUUUUGAAGAUUUAUGUUACAUAAUGGAAUUAGGCAUGUGGAACACCAAACAGGAGAGAACUAUGUCUGAAAUAUAAAAA